Messenger RNA from Pimephales promelas (fathead minnow), 4771 nucleotides. NCBI's taxonomy places the organism in Eukaryota, Metazoa, Chordata, Actinopteri, Cypriniformes, Leuciscidae. The record is from RefSeq and is a predicted model, not a curated record.
CCUGUGGCGAUCUCCUCUCCUCCUGCGCGUGGAAACAGGAGGAAAAAACAUGCCAAGUCGGGUCAGCGUCGCGAUUUUGCGGUUUAAUUGUGUUUUCUUUCUGGCUGCGAGCCACGUCAAGAGCUCUGAACCGGACUACCUCUUUCCAGACACAGAACAAGACCUCUUGAUCAAGCAACACUCUGAAUUUUAUGUGGAUCACCCUGAAAAAGUGGACGCGAAUGGAAAAUUCAUCUCAUACGCCUUAUCACAUCACUUCACUAAAAUGCGGCAUAAGAGGGACCUAAUUUCAGCGGAGAGGCGGGUGUAUUACAAACUCAACUACAAAGGUCGGGAGUACACUCUCAAUCUAACCACUAAUGACAACCUCUUCGCUAAUAGUUUAAUGGAAAAGUGGCCACAAACAUCUGGGAACGGUGCCUGUCACCUUCUUGGCACAGUAACGGUGGAUAACAUGCCAAGUAUAAUCCGGACCGCUGCUAUCAGCACCUGUGAGGGACUGAGAGGGCUGUUAAAUUUACCAGAGGGGCCGUUAUUGAUCGAGCCGGUCCGUGGCCUUACUCCAAAUGUCACUCAUCCUCGACACCCACAUGUGAUCUACCGGAGUUUAACCUGGAGCGCUCUCAGGCGGCGACGCAGCACAGACACGCACAGCGUUCACUAUAGUCCCUGCGGUGUCAAAGAUGGUUCCAAGUAUUCCCAACAGGUGGAGCAGGAGAGAGAGCGCUGGGAGCAGGAACAGCAGGGUGACCAAUGGGGUCGACCUCGGAGGAUCUCCCCUCGCUCCAUCAGCAAAGAGCGCUGGGUGGAGACCAUGGUGGUGGGCGACUCCAAACUCGUGGAGUACCACGGAAGUGGGAACGUUGAGUCCUACAUCUUUACCAUCAUGAACAUGGUGGCUGGGAUUUUUCACGAUGCAAGCAUCGGUAACGCAGUCCAUAUCAUAUUGGUCCGGCUCAUUCUGCUACAGAGAGAGGAAAAAGGGCUGAAGAUCGCUCACCACGCUGAUACGACUCUCAACAGCUUCUGUGCAUGGCAGAAAAACCUCAAUCCUCAAAGUGACACUCAUCCUGCACACCAUGAUGUUGCUAUACUCAUCACACGGAAGGAUAUCUGCGCAGGCAUGAAUCAGCCGUGUGAGACGCUAGGCUUGUCUCACCUGUCAGGCAUGUGCCAGCCACAUCGCUCCUGCAAUAUCAACGAGGACUCGGGGCUACCGGUCGCUUUCACCAUCGCUCAUGAGCUUGGACACAGUUUCGGAAUCCAACAUGACGGUCAAGGGAAUGACUGUGAGUUAGUGGGGAGACAUACCUUCAUCAUGUCCCGCCAGCUCCACUACGACUCCUCUCCUCUCACCUGGUCCUCCUGCAGCAAGGAGUACAUAACCCGCUUUCUCGAUCGUGGUUGGGGUUUCUGUCUGGAUGACCGUCCGUCUAAGAAGGGCCUCAGCGCCCCGGGGGCGGCACCUGGAGUGCGAUACACACCCCAGCACCAGUGCCAGCUGCAGUACGGGCCCAACGCCACCUUCUGCUCAGAAGUGGAUAACGUGUGUCAAAUUCUGUGGUGCUCUAUAAACGGGACGUGCCGCUCCAAACUGGACUCACCAGUCGACGGAACCAAGUGUGGACCUGAUAAGUGGUGUAUCUCUGGUGAGUGUGUCAUCGUAGGGAAGUUACCGGAAACAGUGCAUGGAGGGUGGGGUCCCUGGAGCACCUGGUCCUUCUGCUCUCGGACCUGUGGAGCCGGCGUCCAGUCCGCAGACAGGGAAUGCAACAAGCCUAAACCUGAGUUUGGAGGGAAGUAUUGUACGGGUGAGCGGAAGCGCUACAGGAUUUGCAACACGAAGCCGUGUGCCAGAAAACGGCCCUCCUUUAGAGAGAUGCAGUGCAGUGAAUUUAACACUGUGCCUUACCACAAUGAACUCUACGAGUGGAUACCGGUUGCUGUCACCUCGCGUCCAUGCGAGUUGCACUGCAAGCCUGUGGAUGAGGACUUUUCUGAGAAGAUGUUGGAUGCGGUCAUAGAUGGAACGCCCUGCUUCAUGAUCAACAACAGCAGGAACGUCUGUGUCAAUGGUGUGUGCAAGGAGGUGGGUUGUGAUUUUGGCAUUAAUUCUAAUGCUAAAGAGGACAGCUGUGGCGUUUGUCUCGGUGAUGGAUCCACUUGUGAGACGGUGAAGGAGAACUUUGUGAAGCUAGAUGGAUUUGGUUACAUGGACCUGGUUUUGAUUCCUAAGGGAGCUCGGGAUAUCUUCAUACAGGAAGUAGAAGAGGCUGGGAAUUUCCUUGCGAUCCGAGCGGCUGAUUCAGAUGAGUAUUACCUCAAUGGGAAUUACAUCAUUCAGUGGAACGGAGAGUAUGAGGCAGGCGGCACAAAGUUUUACUACGAUCGGAGCGGAAAUAUGGAGAAUCUCACCUCUGCAGGACCAACAACUGAACCUGUCCGGAUCCAGUUGUUGUUCCAAGAGCUGAAUCCUGGUGUCAAAUAUGAGUACACCAUUAAGAGGAGUCGCCCGCUGGGGAACGAUAUUCUGGAACCUGAAUAUAUCUGGAAAUACGGAGCCUGGACUGACUGCAGCACCACCUGUGGGCUUGGUGAGCAGCAUCAACCUGUGCGCUGUUUCGAGGCAGAGGUUGGCGUGGUUGAAGAAACACUGUGUGACCCCAGUACCCGUCCUGAUGACAAUCAUCGCAAGUGCAAGAACAUGGACUGCCCUGCAAGGUGGUGGUUGGGAGGAUGGCAGACAUGCUCGGCUACGUGCGGUCCCGCCGGAGUGAGAAAGCGCACCAUUCUGUGUGUGCGCACGGUGGUCGGAGAGGAACGCGUUCUGCACCCUGGGGACUGUAAGCAUCUCCCCAAAUCCAAAACUGUGUUACCUUGCAACCGAGAUGUACCGUGUGGGUCAGAAUGGACUGUGGGGAACUGGAGUGAGUGCUCUCUGUCUUGUAAUGGAGGAAUACAGUCCAGAACCGUCAAGUGCGUUGCAAAACAACCCAGCCAGUGCAACCCUUCCAGUCGACCUCGUUCCACAAACUUCUGUAACCUCCAGAGCUGCAGACCACGAUUCAGACCUAGAGUCCCUCCUAAAACCCCAACGCAAGCCCCCGGGACCCAAACACCAGGAUAUAGCACCACUAUCGUGCCUCCAAACACCUCUACUCCCAUUACAACACACACCAACACAUCCACAACAUCUGACAUCAUCCAUGAAGAUGACCGAGAAUUUAUCUUGGUGAGGGAUGUUCACGAAGACAAUGAUGGUCCCUCAAAUACUAAAAACCGGGGAGCUCCUGAGGACGAGGAGGGAAGCACAGACCUGCAGCCUCCGGAUAAAAGCUACACAACGGGUUACGAUUACAUAGUAGAAGAUCCAACCGGAGAAGAAAGAGCACGUGAUGAUGAUAUGUUUACCAGCACUCCUGAAGAAGUCCCCACAUCCACUGUCCGACCAACCACAACCCGGGCACCAAUGCAUACUAUCAUUGAUACCUCUACCAGUAGAACCCAAUACAUUGAUCUCACAACUCAAACUAGCCCAUUUGAACGAAAUACCACCCCAAAACCCAAAGUGCCACAUUUAAAUACUCCUAGUCCCCAAGCAACUUUUCCUACAGUGAAGAUACUCAGGAAGGCCUCACAAACACCGAAAGGUCCCAACAAAGGCAAGGCGCCUAAAGCUCUCAGACACAGGAACACCACCGAUGACUAUGGGAACCUGAAUGCACGAGAUCCCAUCAGAAGGAGUGCAUUUUGGGAAGUUGGAAACUGGAGUGAUUGCUCCACUUCGUGUGGUCUUGGAGCGGUGUGGCGGUCUGUAACCUGCAGCUCAGAGCGUGAGGAAGAUUGUGCCAGUGUGAAGAAGCCAGAACCUGCCCGACGAUGCAACCUGCGACCCUGCGCCAUCUGGAGGAGUGGUAACUGGACCAAGUGUCCUGAAGGCUGUGUGACUGAUAUGAAGCAUCGAGAAGUGCAGUGCAUCGACACUCAGAGCGGACGUCCAUUGAGGCCGUUUCACUGUCAGGCUCUUUCAUACAAACCCCCCAGCAGUCUCCCCUGCACCAGCCGGCCCUGCCUGCAGUGGACCUACUCGCCCUGGGGAGAGUGCUCUAAAAGUUGUGGGCAGGGAGUGAAGGAAAGGCUUGUGCACUGCCCCGAGUAUCAGCGCUGUAACGUCACGCUCAAACCCCCCAGCACCGAGUCCUGUCGUCUGCAGCCCUGCACCGCCUGGGAGACUGAAGCCUGGGCUCCGUGCUCCAGAAGUUGUGGUGGAGGGGUUCAGAAGAGAUCGGUGAGGUGCGUGAACCAGGAAUCCGGGGAGGAAGAAAAGACGUCACUGUGUGCACAUAACAAUAAACCUGACAGUGUGAAGAACUGCAACCCAGAGGAGUGUAAAACUGAUUUAGGUCUGGUUUGCAAGAAAAACAGCAUGUCGACACGUUUCUGUGAGAAGCUCAAGCUGCUGGGUCGCUGCUCCCUGCGCUCCAUCCGCAAGCAGUGUUGUGUCACUUGUAUGAUGUAACACUUGCAGAGGUCAGGUUUGGGUCAUCUCAUCAAACUACUGGACUUGCUGCAGGCAGGGUUCACGGUGCUCUAGAAAUGCAGACGUCCCUCUCAAAUAUAUGAAAAUACGAGGUUUUUACUUGAACAAAGAAUCCUGGACAUGUUUCCUUCCAUUUUUUUUUCAAAGUGCAUCCGGACACAUCAAGCUUUAGUUACAGGAUUCAUCAUCAGUUAGACAGGUAACCUAUAAAUUGUUUUUUGCACUCAUUCU